UUCGUUUCAAUUGUUCGCAGUUAACACAAGAUGUUGGUGGAAGUACUGCUGGCCGCGGCCGCGGUGCUGGUGCUGUGGAUGCUGUUCAAAAAUGACGAAGAUCCGCUAGAUAAGGUGCCGGGACCACCGAAGAGGCCGAUCAUAGGCAACGCUUGGGAGAUCUUCAGACAUCCUCCAGAUAAAUUCCUGUACCUGUUAAGGGACAACUGGAAGGAACAUGGCAACCGAUUUGUGUUCAAGAUAUUAGGACUACGAGUGUUACACGUUGCUGGACCUGAAGAUAUUGAGGUGGUGCUCUCGCAUACGAAGAAUAUUAAGAAGAGUAUAGUGUACAGGUUCCUGAAGGACUGGCUCGGGGAUGGAUUACUUCUGAGCACCGGAGCGCACUGGCACGCGCGCCGCAAGAUCCUGACUCCGACCUUCCACUUUAACAUCCUGAAGAGUUUCUCCAUCAUCAUGGAGGAGAAGGUGCAGGAUAUGGUGGAAAUGCUGAAGACGAAGAAUGGCGAGGCGCUAGAUGUGAUGCCCAUGGUCAGUGACUUCACACUCUUCACUAUUUGUGAAACGGCAAUGGGUACCAAAUUGGACAGCGACAAGACAUCAAACGCAAAGGACUACAAAGCUGCUAUCCUUAAGAUCGGGAUGACGACACUGAGCAGGACCACGAGGUUCUGGCUGCACAACGACACAAUAUUCAACCUGUCCUCACACGGCAAGCAGUUCGCACAGUACUUGGAGACAGUGAGAUCUUUCGCCGACAAGGUUAUAGCAGAACGGAAAGAAGAGAGAGCUCAGAAACAGAGUCUUCAGAGGCAGGAGUCAGUCGAUGGCGUUGGGACUAAGAGGAGAAUGGCCAUGCUGGAUCUACUGCUGGAGGCGCAGGAGAAAGGGCAGAUCGAUAUCGAAGGGAUCCGGGAUGAAGUCAACACUUUCAUGUUUGAGGGUCACGAUACAACAGCAAUGGCUAUCACUUUCGGUCUGAUGCUACUGGCUGAUCACGCAGACGUGCAGGAGCGCGUUUUUGAAGAGGUGCAGAGCAUCCUAGCUGGUGCUGAUCGGCCCGUAACCCUGGCUGACUUGACGGAGAUGAAGUAUAUGGAAGCUGUCAUCAAAGAAAUCCUGAGGAUCUAUCCAAGUGUACCGAUCAUAGGACGAGAGGCAGUCGAAGAUUUUAAGUUAGGCGAUCUCCUUGUAAAGAAAGGAUCCACGAUAGACGUGCAGAUCUACCUGCUGCACCAGAACCCGGAGCUGUUCCCCGAGCCAGAGCUGUUCAAACCUGACCGGUUCCUGGAGGGAGAAGCGAGGCAUCCAUAUGCCUACGUGCCUUUCAGCGCUGGACCUCGGAACUGCAUCGGUCAACGCUUUGCUAUACAAGAGAUGAAGAUUACCCUGAGCGAGAUCGUCCGUAACUUCAAGCUGGUCCCUAAAGUAAAGGGCUUUAGGCCUACUCUGAUGGCAGACCUCGUGUUGAGACCCGUCGAUCCAAUUAACGUUAAAUUCCUUUCGCGUUAGAUGCUCAAUUAGUAAGGGAAGAUCGGUUCCUGAGGCCUUCAAGUAAAAGUGCUGCCGUAUGGAAGAGAAUUGCUGCUCUACUCCAAUUAGUUCGCUGUCUUGCUUUCUUAAAAGUCUUACUUUAAGACGUGGUGGUCUUCUGAAAACCACAUGCAAGAUUCGAAGGAACAAAGUUGAUUAUGAGAAAUUAUGUAAAUUAUAUCAAGAACGUCAUUGUCUUAAUGAAAGUAGUGACAAUAGUGGACAUGUUCUCAAAAGAAUUUUGUCUCAAUCACUUUUCCGUCUUCCAAAAGUUUAAUCAUUUUAUGUUAGUGUUUGAUUUGCGUCCUCUCGACCUUAACAACAUUUCCGAGCUAUCCU
Molecule: messenger RNA, 1872 nt
Organism: Trichoplusia ni (cabbage looper)
Lineage: Eukaryota; Metazoa; Arthropoda; Insecta; Lepidoptera; Noctuidae
Product: cytochrome P450 4C1-like
Exons: 9
Coding region: 31-1512 (493 amino acids)
Molecular function (GO): iron ion binding; oxidoreductase activity, acting on paired donors, with incorporation or reduction of molecular oxygen; heme binding
Source: RefSeq, a predicted model, not a curated record